AUGAUUACAUCACAAUCAUCACCAGAAAAAAGAUUGUUCAAUUGGCAAGAACAACAACAACAGCAGUCAAAUACGAAAAAUGACAUUGAUACUACGUUAUUUUGGACAAGAAAUUUUAUAGUUCUAUCAAUUGGAAGUAUUAUGUUAACAUUUAUUGUAACAUUUGUAGCUGUAAUCUAUUGGUGUUCAAAACAACAAAAAUUAUCAAAAACAAAAUCUCAUCCAUCUGAAUUAUCAUCUUUUACAACACAUUCUAUUAAUGUUAAAGCAUCGAGACCAAAAGAAAUAAAAUUAUUUCCUAUUGUACCAAAAUUAAUUCAACCAAAUUCAUCAUCAUUCAUAUUACCUACUAUUGAAGAUAAUAAUUAUAAUAAUCUUAAUCAUGAUCGAUUUACGACAGAUACAUGUUCAACAGCUGAUUCAUCAUCAUCAUCAACGGCUAUAGCUACAAAAAAAUUUCGAAAAAAAAAUCUCUUAGAAAGGAGAGGUUCAAAUAAUUCAUUAACAAUCUCAAUAGCUCCAAAACAUCGUCUUCUUAAUAGUCCACCAGUGGAUUGUCCAUCUGAUGAAUAUUUACUAACAGCAACAAGAAAAUUAACUAUUGAUGAACUUCAUCAACAUGCACAAGAUGCUCGAUUACUUUAUCAUGAAUUUUGGACAAUUCCAACAAAUCAUCUUGAAAAACUUCGUAUUUGUGGUGCUGGUACUAAAAAUCGUUAUGGUACAAUUAUAGCUAAUGAUCAUUCUCGUGUAAAAUUAUCUGAACUACCUGGUGAUCCACUUUCAUCAUAUAUCAAUGCAAAUUAUGUUACUGGUUAUCCAAAUGAAUAUCAUGCAUUUAUAGCAACACAGGGCCCAUUGGCCAAUACAAUUAUUGAUUUUUAUCGAAUGAUUUGGCAAGAACAUGUACCAGUUAUUAUUAUGAUAACUCGUUUAUUUGAAAAAAAUAAAGCAAAAUGUGAAAGAUAUAUUCCAGAUAGUCAACCUACUCAAUAUGGACCAUUUCAUGUUCAAAUUAAAUCAAUUUCAUAUCAAACUGAUUAUGAAAUACGUCGAUUGAUUAUUGAAUUUGAAAAUGAACAACGUGAAAUUGAACAUUAUUGGUAUACAGCAUGGCCAGAUCAAUCUUGUCCAGAUAAUGCUCAACCAUUAAUUGAACUUGUUAAAAAUGUUGAAAAAAGUCGAUUAGAAUUGUCGAAUUUAAAUAAACAUUUUGGUCCUAUUGUUGUUCAUUGCAGUGCUGGCAUUGGCCGUACGGGAUGUUUCAUUGCAUUGAGCAAUGGUGUAAAACAACUUGAUAAUGAACAUAUUAUUGAUAUUGUUCGUAUACUUUGUGACUUACGUCGAGAUCGUGGUGGAAUGAUACAGACAAAUGAUCAAUAUCAAUUUGUUUAUCAAGCAUUAAGCGAAUACGCAAGAACGUUGCAAUUCUCAUCUUGA
Molecule: messenger RNA, 1440 nt
Organism: Rotaria sordida
Lineage: Eukaryota; Metazoa; Rotifera; Eurotatoria; Philodinida; Philodinidae
Source: the annotation of a GenBank genome assembly